This is a messenger RNA of Triticum dicoccoides, 927 nucleotides long. RefSeq lists its product as uncharacterized. The record is from RefSeq and is a predicted model, not a curated record. Gene Ontology annotation, cellular component: chloroplast thylakoid membrane. The transcript is spliced from 3 exons. NCBI's taxonomy places the organism in Eukaryota, Viridiplantae, Streptophyta, Magnoliopsida, Poales, Poaceae. The coding region runs from base 62 to 487 and encodes 141 amino acids.
CCGUUCGUUCCGACCGUUCAUUUGCAUCCCCUUUCCUUCCGCUGGCGCGAGGGACGGGAUAAUGGCGGCAGCGUGCUCCCUCUCCCCCCUCCCUCUCGCGCCGCCUGUGGCACCCAGGCCAGCGCUCUUCUCGAGGUGCGUCGCUGCUCCGCGCCGUGGUAGGAAUGCCGGGGGAGGCACCGGGCGCUUGCGCCUCGCCAGGAGGCUGCGCCCGCCUGCCGCCGCCAUCGAAGAGGUGGAGCAGACCGAGGCCAUGAUGAGGGUGGCUGCGGACGACGAUAGCAUCACCGCCACCGUGGUGUCGGUGCUGCUCACGGUCUCGUUCGUCGGCCUCUCCCUCCUCACCAUCGGGGUGAUCUAUCUGGCGGUGCAGGACUUCUUGCAGAAGAGGGAGAGCGAGAAGUUUGAGAGGGAGGAAGCUGAGAGACAGAAAGAGGAGGCGAGGCAGAAGAGGGCCAAAGCGAGGGGAAAGAAAAGAAAUCGAUGAUGACUGCUUCUUCAGUAACCUCAGUGUGAGAACUCAUGGCUGGUUCUUCUGUAACCUCGAUCAUUCUCCGGGGUAUGAUUUUUGUGCUGGUUUCGUGUCAUUCUGACGUUCUGGCGCCCCUUUCUCAUCGUAGUUCAGUUCAGAUGAGUUCCAUUUCCUGUCAGUUAUUCAGGCUGUGAAUCGUGAGUAAAAGUGUUAUGUACUGCAAAAUACAUGGUAAAUUAUAUCUCAAAACCGACGCCGACCGAAUAAACCUGAUGCAUGCGGUCUUCGGUCCUGAAAUGAGGCACCCUUCUGCUGUCGAGGCCAACCAACAGUUUGCUGAAAAGUUUGGACAACCCCAAAAUACUUGCAUUGAAAACAAAGGCCGAAGCACUACGCAUCAAAGCAGCCUUUCUGCUGGUUGAAUUUCUACAUGCCGCAUGAUGAUUGUUCAGAUA